Molecule: messenger RNA, 2515 nt
Organism: Exophiala oligosperma
Lineage: Eukaryota; Fungi; Ascomycota; Eurotiomycetes; Chaetothyriales; Herpotrichiellaceae
Exons: 2
Coding region: 173-1360 (395 amino acids)
Source: RefSeq, a predicted model, not a curated record
CUUCGUCGUGUUCUUUUCUCUGAGAACAAUAUAUACCUCUUUUAUCUUCGCCAUUUUGCCAUUUUGAAGGCUGAAGAACUUGCUCCCACCCUGCUCCUGUUGCCUACUUUGUCUUACCACCUGACCUACCUCAAAUUGGUCGCGCGCACCGUCCACCUCAACACCUAGGGCAAUGGAGUCGCCCUCAUUAUCCAGAUCUUCUUCAUUCGCACCCGGUCCACAUCGCCGCUCCCACCCCAACUUACACCACCUCUCCCUCGCACCCUUGACGCCCAAAUACCCCAUCGACCCGGCCGACUACGCCGCCUACUUCGACCCGUCGACCAGCGAACUGCACACGACCACGUCAAUCUCUCAGAUCUCCAGCCUGCCGUCUCCAAGUGGGAUCCUGACUUCUCAUUCCGCGGCACACUCGCGCGCGAGUUCUCGCACCCGUCUACGGAAAAAGAUCCGCAGUGCCGUAUCUGUUCAUGACACAUCCGCCGCCGCCGCACAUGCUCCUCACGCGCACGCGCAUUUCGCCGGAGCUGGUGGUCUCGCAACACCCUCGGGGGCCCUGACGAGCGAAGGAUUUGGACAUCGAAACAUCAACGCGUCCAGGUCCGGUCUCCUGCAUCUCCACACGUCCGAAUCGUCAUGGCUGAUCCAGACUGGUCUCGCGCUGACCGAGGGAUCGCGCGAGUCCAAGGGCCAAUCGUGGCUUGGGAAACGCGACUCUUCGACUUCGUUGCAUUCCCCCGCUACGACGACGAACGCGGAGGAGAGGGAUUUCAACCACAACCAAAGAUUACAUCCCCGCUCUGGCCGGGUCACGCCGAGUUUGUCCAGACGGAGCAGUCACGCAGGCAGACGCAGUCGAAGGUCGCUGGCCAUGACACCCGCUCCCCAGACAUCCAUGGACGAAGAGGCGAUGCCGCACUGGGACGACGCACAGACUCAAGCGGAGAUUGCGGCGCAAGUGGAGAGUGAAUUCGCAGACGAGUUCGAGGACGACCCGUACGGAGUACUAGAUUUUGAAGGGCAAUUCGACAGUGAAGACGAGGAAGACGUCCGGCGCGAAAUCUCACGGUACAGGCUGGGGCGGUGGAUGGACGGUGUGGUGGACGUCUUUCUGAGGCUGGAGGAGUUUCCGGAUUCCGAAGGUGGCAGUAAAAGUGCACGAGAUCAUGAUGUUGACUUGGAAGCUGGAAACCAAAAGCCUGAAAUGUCUGAUGUUGAAACUACAGUUCAGGUAAAAGAUGCCGACGCUGCUAGUGCGGUUUCUGAUGCUUCUAUUGAGCCUCCGCCUGAUAAACCAUCCGGUGUUUGGGAUGAUGUGGUCUGGUUUGGACGCCUCUUGGUCCGCACAGUCAGGUCAUAGGACUCUUCAUGAUAUUAUGUUUCCCGAGUUCCGAUACCAAGAGCUCCGCCGCAUUUGCUAUCGUCAUAUUUGGCACCAUGAAUCUCCGACCGAAAUACCUCCAAAAUGCUGCUGAUGUCUUCUUCAGACUCCGAGUUGAGUCAUCUCUUUCUCCUUGAAUGGGACUUAGUCUUUAGUCAGACAAGUCAAUGACCUCCGGCUCGAUACAGGGCUUCUUCUCUGAGCGCACGACCACGAUAUCAUUGUCAUUGUCUUCAUUUGGGUCGGCAGCCUCACGCUUCAGUCUAGGGAUUAACAUACCGUUGGCAUUGACUGAGGUAGCUUCUUUCUUGAUCUUGAAGUCUGGAUCUUGCUUGAUUUUGGUCUUCGUCUCUUGACGACUGAGUUUAAGCUCGGCCUACAGCUGAGCAUUAGUGCAACCUCACUAAGAUGGCCGGAAGUUACUUUACCUGCUGGCGUGUUACAAGCACUCUCAGCUCCUCGUUCGACAAAGUGUUGAUAUCUCUUUGUUCCAGUGGGACGGGACUUGGUGUUCUUGGAAUGACUCCGAGUUUUUGCAAGUCACCUACACGUGUCAGCUAUGGUGCAUAUAGAAAACAUUUGUGGCAUACGCUUGGUUCUGUAUAGAAACACGAAGAUGGCAAGAGGAUAUUGAUCAACCUGCACCCCAUUUCUGACUCUGUUUCUUUCGGCAGGACGCUCUGGACCUAGACUAGGCAGUGUCUCUUAGCACAAGCCUUACGCCAUGAACAGCAAACCAUGUCUUACCCUAUGGUGGAUCCGACCGCCUGACCUUUGAGUGCCUUUUGAGGAACAGGCCCUUCAUUCAACCUGGACCUCUCCUGUCUUUUGUGUGGCCUAGAAACCGUUUUCUUUCGUUCGGCAACCACCCUGAUGGUCCCCAGUUGAGCAUACUUCUUGAAGUCUUCAGUGCCCUGGAGAGGUGCUUCUUCGGCUGGGGCAUGUCAGCGCCGUGCCACUGGUUGCUCGAGCGACUUACUGGUUUGCAAUUCUUUCCAGAAGAAGUGCUUCUCUAUCGACGUAUGGUCAUUGACAUCAUAUUGCGCACCAUAUCUGGUGGCGGAUAGUGAUCCUUUCAUCACAUAUCUCAAAUGGUCGAAGACUGAUCCUGCUAGGUAUGUACCAUCGAAGUAU